UUUUGAAAACUGUUGCUGAGAAUUACGAAUAUCAACCGGGAUUUAUACUAGACUUAAUAAUUACGAGAUUCGACUCACGGAGAACAAUACUGAGCGAAUAGAGAAAAGUUGGUUAUAUUUAAAAAUGGCCUCAAAACCACAAAUCUGCGUCAUCGGGUCCCUCAACAUCGACUUCGUCACAUAUGCCCGGCGUUGUCCCGGGCCUGGCGAAACGCUGACGGGAUCCUCCCUGUCUAUCGAUGCAGGCGGUAAAGGUGCGAACCAGGCGGUUGCAUGCGCACGAGCGGCUUUCAGUUCUAAAGCCCAACAAGAUGUGGCAGUGAGCAUGAUCGGAGCUGUCGGUGCAAAUGAUCCAUAUUAUCCGACGCUGCUACAGCCAGCAUUAGAAAAGUCAGGGGUGGACACCACGGGAAUCGAGCAGAGGACAGACUGUCAAACGGGCUCGGCGACUAUUAUCGUGGAAGAAGGCGAGCAAGGGGAGAAUCGCAUUGUGGUGGUACCGGGAGCAAACCAUGAUGGAAUGAAUGAUGUUGAUAAGCUCCUUUCCGUUGUCCAGACACAGUGUCCUGCCUCGCCACAGGUCGUGGUUCUGCAGGGAGAGAUUCCCAGGCCAACCGUAAUUGGUCUGAUGCAGUAUUAUAAUCGGAGCGAGAAUCCAACGAAUGUCGUUUUGAAUAUUGCGCCCGUAUAUCCGGAGGGAAUUCCUCUGGCUGCUCUGUCCAACACAGCAGUCUUGAUCAUGAAUGAAACGGAGACCAUCCAGAUGGCGGAAUCUAUUCCUGAUUUCCCCGUGGGAUCUCAAACCGAAGCUGAUCUGCAGCCGGAGUUGUUGGCUCCGCUUUUCCACAGGGUGGCUAAGGUUCCCAUUGUUUUGAUCACACUCGGUGCGAAGGGGGUAUUCUUCUCAACGGCCACCGGUCGUAACGGUUCUGUUCGUGGCGUGCACGUUAAGAAUGUGGUGGACACCACUGCCGCUGGAGAUACCUUCGUGGGGUACUUCUCGGCUGAAUUUGCAAAGUAUGCUGCCACGGGACAGCCUCUCGAGGACUUUGACGCUUUGAUCGAGUCUGUCGUACAACAGGCGAAUCAGGCAGCCGCCAUGUGUGUGCAGAGAAAGGGUGCGAUCGAAAGUAUUCCAUUUGCAUAUGAGAUCACAGACCGCCAAUAAGGCGACGCAAUACCCGCAAAAUACAAUCA
This is a messenger RNA of Aspergillus pseudonomiae, 1197 nucleotides long. RefSeq names its product ribokinase. Gene Ontology annotation, molecular function: ribokinase activity. Gene Ontology annotation, biological process: D-ribose metabolic process. Bases 125 to 1168 code for a protein of 347 amino acids. The record is from RefSeq and is a predicted model, not a curated record. The transcript has a single exon. Lineage: Eukaryota; Fungi; Ascomycota; Eurotiomycetes; Eurotiales; Aspergillaceae.